GCUAACGCUGACGUCUGCUGUGUUUGAACACACUUUAACUGUGCAAGUACACACGUAAAAGACGACGAUGACCAGCUGACAUACAGCGGUGAGCCGAAUCUGUGCGUCGAAUCUAGUAAAAGUGAAACAGGUGUGGUAUGAGCGCACUGCACAGCGAUCUGAAAACACAAUGGGUGCCCUCAUUACCUGCUUCAAUGGGGAGGAAAUGCAUCCAUUCAUUGUUCUGGCAAGAAACGCAGUAUCUGGUUGCAGUAACUAUGAAAUCAUCGUGGCAGCAAGAAGAACAGAAUUACCUGUUAAACCAGGUUUGAGAAUGUAUAGGUGGUAAAUGUUUUUGUAGAAGGAAAAAUGUCUUGUUCCUGAAGCAAUAUAUGCAGUGCAUGCUGAUUUUCUGUCUUUUUUCCAUUUACUGCAUUUAACAUUAGCUCUGUUCCUUAAAGCUCCUUCAGAGGUUUGCUUUUCCAACAGUUAAACAGUAUUUUAUUUCAUUCGGAAACUCACUCAUGCUUUAUUGUGUAAAUAUAAAGCUCUCUUCACUGCUCAGUGUGAUUUACAGCAGCCGGGCCAUUAAUGUAAAUACUUCCCUGUCAAUAUUUUCACAUUGUUAGCGUCUCCAGGAGGUCUCAGACACGUUUUAUUUUCAUUGUUUUCAUAAGAGCAACAAGAAGCUGGUUUUCAUUCCUCCGUCCUCGAGGGAGAGAAAGUGUUCAGAUGCACUUUCUCUCCCCGGAUGAACAUGAAGGUCUAAAGGGAAGAAGCAUAGCACCGCAGCAGAGAGGUGUGGCCACAUAGCUCUCAUGACAGGUGGAGGUGGGGAGGAGCUAGAUUACCUGUGCAGAGCUGGCAGGCAGUGCACAGUGGACAUUACACCUGUUGCACUUCCCAGGCUCGCGCUCUCUGUUUCUUUCCUGCUCUUUCCGUCCCUCUCUCUUCCCCUUCUUCUCUCCUCGACCGGUCUGGAGGCGCCAAGGGAGCCGACAGCCUCACCAUGGAUCCCAACGAGGCCAGCGGGGGUGAGAAGGAGAAGGAGAAGGAGAAGGAGAAAGUGAUAAAGAGGAGGAACCGGCCUGUGUUCCUGCGUUACCUGGAGAGGAGAAAGACGGACACUAUUGUGGCUGAUGACACGGCCAAAUGGGACGUCAACCUGGGGACGCUGGUGAGGAGGAGUCAGUCUGACAAGACGGAGUACAGCGCUAAACUUAAAGAGAAAAUGACACCACAUGACCUGUCCACACCCCCCUCGCCAGCACUUGACCCAGAGGAGGUCCGUCUGAGGAAGAUGAACCGCAGGGCAAAGGUCAUUCAGGAGCUCGUGCAGACUGAAAAGGACUACCUCACAGACCUGGAGCUGUGCAUCAGAGAGGUGGUCCAGCCUCUAAGAAAUCUGCAGGUUGUGGAUGUAGACAGGUUGUUCACCAACAUGGAGACAGUGUGUGAGGUAUCUGCAGCGCUCCUCCACAGACUGCAUGAGGCCAUGGCUGACCCUGAUCUAGAGGCGGUCGUCUUAGGUGAAGUAUUCAUCCAGGCGAAGGCAGCUUUGGAAGACGUAUAUAAGAUUUACUGUUACCAUCAUGAUGACGCCAACAUGUCACUCAAAUCCUACGAGAAAGAGGAAGAAAUAAAGCAGCAUUUCACCACGUGUGUUCUAGCUCUGAAGAAAAUCUAUGACCAAGAAGGGAAACCCAACUUGCUGGACAUGGGGUCACUGCUCAUCAAACCGGUGCAGAGGAUCAUGAAGUACCCGCUGCUGCUCGGGGAGCUGUGGCAGGCCACGCCCGAAGACCACCCUGACUACCAGCCCCUGCAGGAGGCCUUCACUGCCGCCAAGAUCAUCAACGUCAACAUCAACGAGUUCAAGAGACGCAAGGAUAUAGUUAUGAAGUAUAAGAGGCUGGAGGAUGAAGGCACACUGAGGGGCAAACUACACAAGUUCAACAUCCACUCUAUCCGCAAGAAAGGUGACAGGUUUGCUGGCUAUCUCAAGAUCCUCACUGGAGUUGAACCACAGGUGAGAGAUGAAGUCUUUGACAGAGAGGAGAAGCUGUUCAGGAGUCUGGAGAAGGCUGUGAGGCAGCUGGUCAAGAAUGUUCAAUGUUACCUGCAGCACACUCAGGAGAUGGUGUCUGUGGCUGUCCAGAAUGUCCAGGACAUGGAGAACAUCAUCAAGGAGCCAAACAAAAACGGCACAAACGGCUCGUUGCACAGAAAUGGAAAUGACCCCUAUAAGCACUUUAAAAACAGUAUGGAGCGCUUGGUCCUCGCCCCCCUCUCCGCCCUGCAAGGCAUGUUCACAGCCCCCCAGAAGCUCAUCCAGAAGCGAUAUGACAAAUUGCUGGAUUACUGCAGCCGCCUGGAGCGCUCUUCUUCUUUUUCGUCCUCGUCAUCCACCACCGCUUCCUCUCCCUCCCUGGUGUCAGAAGACCCGUCCGGUCCCGCCAGGAGGGACUAUGAAGCUCUCAAUGCUCUGCUGGUGGAGGAGCUGCAGCGCUUCAACAUGGCCGCCUAUACGAUCCUGACCAACUGUGUGGCGUGCCUGGUGGCCCUGCUCAGAGGGCUGAUGGAUAAAAUACUUCUUUGCUCCCCGUCCAUGCAGCAGCUACCUGCUCCGUUGUCAAACAUCGCUGAAGUGCAGAGCUGCAUCAUGGAUGAGCUGAACAAUCUGACGUUCGUCAAAGACAACGCGCAGAAGUUAAUGGAGCGAAAAGUCAGCUUCGAGCGGCAACGAGACAAGAAAAUAACGAUGCCGGAGGUGCAGCAUCAAACCGAGGAGCAGCGUGCCCGGCUGCUGGCGGAGCACCCGCUGAGCCGUCUGUACCAGCUGAAGAGGAAGUGCAACGGCUGCCAGGAGCAGGACCUCAGCCUGCUGGAGGGGGAGCUGGUGGCCCUGCUGGAGGACACGGACCCAUUAGGCAGCAGCAGCCGCUGGCUGGUUCACACUGGAGGAACACAGGGCUACGUCUACUCCACCUUCCUGAAGCAGUACAACCCUCUGAGGGACUCCCAGCGGGCAGGCCAGAUGGUCAAAGAGCAGCAGCAGCAGCAGCAGCCGCCCCCCCUGGCCGAUGAGGACUUUGACGACCUCAGCCUGUUCGUGUCGGGCAGCGGCAGCAGCAGCCUGCGCAGCUUCAACCUCAACACCACCGACAGCAGCUCAAUCCUCUCUGCACUGCAGGGGGAGCCGGAGAGCCCCGAAGACCUGGAGGACACUCUGGACACUGAGGCUCAGCAGUUUUAUGCCGUGUACGCAUUUCAAGCUCGCUGCGACCAGGAGCUGACCUUGCAGGAGUACCAGCAUGUCCGCAUCCUCCAGUUCUCUGACCUGGGAGGCAACAAGGACUGGUGGUUAGCUGAGUCUAACGGACAGAGGGGAUACGUGCCUGCCAACUACCUUGGCAGGAUGUCUUAUGCAUAAACAGAGGCCCUCUAUUUAUUCCAACCUGGGGCGCUUUAAACAAAUCUGCUUACUCAGAAACAGUCCUGACACUCAGACAUGCUCUGCUCUGUGAACUGCACGAGGUAUCACCAGGUUUGAUCAGAUGUCUCGUACCAAUAGUGUUGAAUCUGUGUUGCCUUCAGAAGAUCACAAGAAGAGAGCUCACCAAGGGGACCAAUAAUCUAUAAUGAAUAGUAAUGAAGGGGGUGGGGGGGCGUGGUUACAGGGCACUGUGCUGAGCACUUUUUGUACUUCAGUGUUGUAGAGUUUAUAUUGAUAAUGAAGUGAUUUAUCCAUGAAGUUAAUUUUAUAUGUGACCUGAUUCAUGCAUGAAGUUUAUGUUUAAUGUGAAUGUAAAUGAAAUGUGUCGUCAUUUCUACUUUAAUAAACAUGAAUCCACG
Chelmon rostratus (copperband butterflyfish) is the source of this 3834-nucleotide messenger RNA. It is a transcript of the gene arhgef38, whose product is annotated as Rho guanine nucleotide exchange factor (GEF) 38. Gene Ontology annotation, cellular component: cytoplasm. The transcript is spliced from 14 exons. NCBI's taxonomy places the organism in Eukaryota, Metazoa, Chordata, Actinopteri, Chaetodontiformes, Chaetodontidae. Gene Ontology annotation, biological process: intracellular signal transduction. The record is from RefSeq and is a predicted model, not a curated record. Gene Ontology annotation, molecular function: protein binding; guanyl-nucleotide exchange factor activity. Bases 989 to 3412 code for a protein of 807 amino acids.